Molecule: messenger RNA, 2477 nt
Organism: Impatiens glandulifera
Lineage: Eukaryota; Viridiplantae; Streptophyta; Magnoliopsida; Ericales; Balsaminaceae
Product: cell division cycle 7-related protein kinase-like
Exons: 13
Coding region: 8-2350 (780 amino acids)
Biological process (GO): mitotic DNA damage checkpoint signaling; protein phosphorylation
Cellular component (GO): nucleus
Molecular function (GO): protein serine/threonine kinase activity; ATP binding
Source: RefSeq, a predicted model, not a curated record
AGCUGGUAUGCCAAUCAUGAAACCCGAACUCAAUAAUUUACAGAAUGAAGUUGUUGAGAUUCCAAGGAAUGUACAUCUCAACAAAGGAGAGUUAAUCUGUGGAUUUGAUGGAAAUUCAUCUGAAUAUCUACCUCAGAGUGCAACGUUCUUUCAUUUUCAAAAUUUUGAGCAUAAAUUAAAUGAAGAGAAUGUGACAAAAUCAGAGUCAUUCAUGUCUCACAUGGACCUGGUUCAACCUUUAGCAUUUCCUUCACUGGAAACCCCAUUUCUCAAGGAGAAUGUGAUUGUAGACGAUGCUAUAAAUGGUGGAGAUUCUGCAGUCACCAUAUUUUCAUUAUUGAAGAAUGAGAUUGAUGGUCAUGCUUGUGAGACUACAAACAUUGGGGUACUUGAAGAUGAUAAAAUUGCUGACGUUCCUCAAGGAAUUCCAUUUAAUUUUGCAGACAAUGGAGAUUUUGCUGAUAUUAUCCAAUCUUUUAGUAUUUCUCAAAUGGAAAUCUCACUUAAGACUGACAGUCAAACAGUAAACAAAGAAGGUUCAUCGUCAAUCAGAAAGAAAGGAAUUGUUCUGAGCCAGACUCCUCUUUCUGCAACAGAGCUGCCUUUUGUUCAGCAAAAUCAACACAGCUUUCAUUCUUCUGAAUUGAAAAUAUUUCCUACUAAUAAAGAAAACCCUAAGCAUCAAGUGGUCUGUGAGAAGUCGACCAAGGGUCUUGGUCCUCCCAAAAAGAAACAACUGUCUACAAGAGAUGAAUAUUUAGCCCAGUUGAAAUCCAAUGCAAAGAAGACUGUGCAAAUGAGAAAUAACAAGGAGAAGUUGGACUGUUUCAAUAAUAAAAGGAAAAAUCCAAUUCCUACUACCAAAAAGGAGGUGAAACUACUACCAAAUUUUGAUUCUUUUAUUGUAGAAGAGGAGGAAGGUUCAGGUGGAUAUGGAACUGUGUACAGGGCACAAAUGAAGGAGGAUGGAAAAACAUUUGCAAUCAAGUGUCCUCAUGCAAAAGCCAACAAACACCAUGUCCAUAAUGAGUUGAAAAUGCUUGAACGAUUUGGUGGUAAAAACUUUGUGAUUAAGUAUGAAGGCUCUUUCAAGAAUGAAGAUUCUGAAUGUAUUGUCUUAGAGCAUGUUGAGCAUGAUAGACCCGAGGUUUUGAAGAGAGAAAUAGAUGUUUUUCAACUUCAGUGGUAUGGCUAUUGCAUGUUCAAAGCCCUUGCAGGUUUACAUAAACAGGGUAUAGUGCAUAGAGAUAUUAAACCUGGCAACUUCUUGUUCUCUCGCAAGUUCAAUAAAGGUUUUCUCAUUGACUUCAACCUUGCCCUGGAUUUGCAUCACAAGUAUGGAAAAUCUGAUAAGUCUACUUUGACCUCGAAUAAAGUUUCACUUCCUCUUGCAAAAUCAACCCUUGAUGUAAAGCAGAAUCUCUCCAUUGGCAACUCUCAAAAACCAGUUACACUAUCAAAGAAUCGGAGGAAGAAAUCUGGCGAGUUAAAAGAUGGCGGUCCAGAUUUGGUGAAAAUGGAUAGCAAGAAUGGAUUGAAAAGCCAAGGUGAAAAUGGGUCUGGCCUGACAAGCACUAGAACUCCUGGUGAAAAGUUAAAGGAGCCUGUUCCAUGCCAAGGUAGAAAAGAAUUGCUCAACUUUGUUCAGAAAGCAAUGCAUACUACUACUACUACAGCAACAACAACAACAACAACUAAUGAACCAUUCAGUCUUGCAUCUUCAAAAAGAAAGAGGGUUUCAGCCCUUCCUGGAAGAACAGACAAAAAAAUUGUUUAUCUUACUCCAAUGUCACUUCAUUCUCAUGGCAUUCCAGUUGCUGGUGCUGGUCCUGCACAGAAGAAAGGGUAUGGUAAACAUAAGCAAGAAGGUCCAUGUGUUGGAACAAAGGGCUUUCGAGCUCCCGAGGUACUUCUAAGAUCGGCACACCAAGGGACUAAGUUGGAUAUUUGGUCUGCUGGUGUAACACUACUCUACUUUUUGAUAGGAAAAGCUCCUUUCACCGGUGAACCUGAUCAGAAUAUAAAAGAAAUUGCUAAACUCCGAGGAAGCGAAGAUCUAUGGGAACUCGCCAAAUUACACGAUAGAGAAGCUUCAUUUCCAUCGGAUCUCUUGGAUACAGAAUUCCUUCAAAGUACUAAUGUACAAGAGUGGUGCAAAAAGAAUACAAAGAGAAUCGAGUUUUUGGAACAAAUACCGGAAUCACUAAUUGAUCUCUUAGACAAGUGUUUAACAGUGAAUCCGAGAAUUAGGUUAAGUGCUGAAGAAGCACUUCGACAUCCAUUUUUCGAAACAUGUCACGAACAACUUAGGAAGUAUAGACAACGGAAGGAGAAACAACAACAAAAGUAAGAAAAAAUUUGAUGUUCUUAGAUAUCAAAAUCUAUAUAAAGAAAUUUCUAUUAAUUAGUUUGUAAUUUUCACAGAUUAAUGUUGUAAAGAAACUUGAAAUUAAUUGAUUGUUUUUUCUAGAUUUAGA